Messenger RNA from Acanthisitta chloris (rifleman), 1374 nucleotides. It is a transcript of the gene SF3A3, whose product is annotated as splicing factor 3a, subunit 3, 60kDa. NCBI's taxonomy places the organism in Eukaryota, Metazoa, Chordata, Aves, Passeriformes, Acanthisittidae. Gene Ontology annotation, molecular function: zinc ion binding; RNA binding. The transcript has 15 exons. The record is from RefSeq and is a predicted model, not a curated record. The annotation marks the transcript as partial. Gene Ontology annotation, cellular component: spliceosomal complex; nucleus. Gene Ontology annotation, biological process: mRNA splicing, via spliceosome.
UGUGUCCUGCAGAGGUACAUUGAGCGGCAAGGCAACCUGCGGGACCUGUACGACGACUGCGACAGGCUGAGGAAGGAGGAGCUCAGUGCCAUUUCUGGCCCCAAUGAGUUUGCGGAGUUCUACAACAGACUGAAGCAGAUUAAGGAAUUCCACCGGAAACACCCGAACGAGAUCUGUGUUCCCAUGUCGGUGGAGUUUGAAGAGCUGCUCAAGGCCAGAGACAACCCGAGUGAGGAAGCUCAGAACCUGGUGGAGUUCACGGAUGAGGAAGGGUACGGACGGUACCUGGAUCUGCAUGACUGUUACCUCAAGUACAUCAACCUGAAAUCAUCAGAGAAACUGGAUUAUAUCACUUACUUGUCCACAUUUGACCAACUCUUCGAUAUCCCCAAGGAGAGAAAAAACGCUGAGUAUAAGAGGUACCUCGACAUGCUCCUUGAGUACCUUCAGGACUACACAGACCGAGUGAAACCACUACUGGACCAGAAUGAGCUUUUUGGGAAGAUCCAGACGGAGUUUGAGAAGAAGUGGGAGAACGGCACAUUUCCUGGCUGGCCGAAAGAGACCAGCAGUGCUCUCACUCACGCUGGUGCCCACCUGGACCUCUCAGCGUUCUCCUCCUGGGAGGAAUUGGCCUCUCUGGGACUGGACAGGUUGAAAUCAGCCUUGCUGGCCCUGGGGCUGAAGUGUGGUGGGACUCUGGAGGAGCGUGCUCAGAGGCUCUUCAGCACUAAAGGCAAAUCCCUGGAGGCACUUGAUCCUUCCUUGUUUGCUAAGAAUCCAAAGACAAAAGGAAGCAAAAGAGACACUGAAAGGAAUAAGGAUCUUGCAUUCCUGGAAGCUCAGAUUUAUGAAUAUGUAGAAGUUCUUGGGGAGCAGAGACACCUCACGCAUGAGAACGUGCAGCGUAAGCAGGCACGGACAGGGGAGGAGAGGGAGGAGGAGGAGGAGGAGCAGAUCAGUGAGAGUGAGAGCGAAGACGAAGAAAAUGAAAUCAUUUACAACCCCAAGAACCUGCCCCUGGGCUGGGACGGGAAGCCCAUCCCGUACUGGCUGUACAAACUCCAUGGGCUGAACAUCAACUACAACUGCGAGAUCUGUGGUAACUACACCUACCGCGGGCCCAAGGCUUUCCAGCGGCACUUCGCGGAGUGGCGCCACGCACACGGGAUGCGGUGCCUGGGCAUUCCCAACACGGCACACUUCGCCAACGUCACGCAGAUCGAGGACGCGGUCUCAUUGUGGGCAAAGCUGAAGCAGCAGAAGGCUUCGGAGCGGUGGCAGCCUGACACGGAGGAGGAGUACGAGGACUCCAGUGGAAACGUGGUGAAUAAGAAGACCUACGAAGACCUGAAGCGCCAAGGGCUGCUGUAG